Akanthomyces muscarius is the source of this 1146-nucleotide messenger RNA. RefSeq lists its product as uncharacterized. Gene Ontology annotation, molecular function: protein binding; protein-lysine N-methyltransferase activity. The record is from RefSeq and is a predicted model, not a curated record. Lineage: Eukaryota; Fungi; Ascomycota; Sordariomycetes; Hypocreales; Cordycipitaceae. The transcript has 2 exons. The coding region runs from base 1 to 1146 and encodes 381 amino acids. Gene Ontology annotation, biological process: peptidyl-lysine monomethylation.
AUGGAGGGCCAGAUUGUCACAAUUGAUUCUCUUUUGCAAUGGGCAACUGAUCAAGGGGUCCUGCUUGAUGGCGUCCGACCCAGUAGCAUCGCAGGCCGUGGAUUGGGCAUGGUGGCCACUCGCGUCAUUCACGAAGGAGACGUAGUCAUGGCAGUUCCAACGCCGGCUAUACGAAGUCGACACACGCUGCCAAAAGCCCUCAUGGCCAAAGUGCCAGCCAACAUGACGCUGCACGGGCUGUUGGCAGCAGAUCUCUUGCUGCAUCCUCCGAGCUCGCGAGUCUGGGGCAAGCUGGUGCCAUCUCUCGGCGAUUUUGAAAGCAGCACGCCAUUUUUCUGGCCAGAGACGCUCCAAGAGCUUUUACCCCCAGAGACGAAGAACUUGCUUCGCAACCAACAGAGAAAGUUUCGGCAAGACUGGAACCAUGCCAAAGAAGGGUAUCCUGACAUGGCGAAGCAAGACUACCUCUAUUCGUGGUUUCUCGUGGGCACGCGAUCCUUUUACUACGAAAUCCAGGAAACGCUCAGCUACCCGUGGCAUGACCGCCUGGCACUGCUCCCCGUGGCAGACAUGUUUAAUCAUUCGAGUGCGGGCUGCGCGGUGGCAUUCUCAACGGAGGCUUAUGACAUAACCGCGGAUCGCGAGUACCAGGAAGGCGAGGAAGUUUACACGUCAUACGGCACGCACUCCAACGAUUUUCUGCUGGCAGAGUAUGGAUUUGUGCUGCCAGACAAUCCCAACGAUCAGCUCUGCUUGGACAGCAUACUGUUCGCCAAACUACAAACGGAGCACAAGGUGGCGCUGUCAGAGAGAGGCUUACUGGGCGAUUUCAUGCUGCGGGCAGAUUUGACGCCAUCAGACAGAGCCUGGGUUGCGAUGAGAGGGCUUACCGGUACCGUGCCGCAGUGGGACGACUGGAUCGACGGCGAGGAAGACGCCGAUGGGACCCUGGCCAAGGCGCGCGCGAUGCUGCCGGGGCUGCUCGCAGAGCUUCGCGGGGAGAUUGAGGUCCAUCGGCGCAGGAUCACGGAACUGCGAGACGAGGCCAACGCGGCAAAGAUGGACGUCUUGUUGCAGCGGUGGAAUCAGAUAGACGACCUGGCGCGGUCCCUUGGCAGAUUAGCAACCACCACCACGAGGGCGUGA